This is a messenger RNA of Argiope bruennichi, 637 nucleotides long. Its product is annotated as cystatin-S-like. The record is from RefSeq and is a predicted model, not a curated record. The coding region runs from base 71 to 484 and encodes 137 amino acids. Gene Ontology annotation, molecular function: cysteine-type endopeptidase inhibitor activity. The transcript has 3 exons. Lineage: Eukaryota; Metazoa; Arthropoda; Arachnida; Araneae; Araneidae.
AUAUAAUUCUGAAUCACUGAAUGAAAACAUACUCAUUUGUCGUUAGACCCCAGAGUCAACUCGUCAAAAAAUGUUGAAGGUUAUCACGUUGCUUUUCCUCGUAGCUUUGAGCUACGCCCUUCUUGUGGCAGCCGAAAAAAUCGACCCCAACGAUGAAGAAGUGGUGAAAGCCGCCAAUGAGGUCGCCAAGGUGUUGUCCAAGCAAUUCGCUGGAAAGUACCACCACAGGCUCGCAAAGGUCCUUAAGGCAAAUAAGCAGGAAUUUUUGGGCGGUACCAACUUCGAGAUGGACAUCGUAGUCGGGCAGACCAGCUGCGAGAAAGACGAAUACGCAUACGAAGAUACUGCUGAUUGUGAUUUCAGGACCGGAAUAAGCACCUUCAAGAAAUGCAUCACCAACGUUUUCCAGAACUCUGACGGCACUUACAAGGUGGGUGCUAAGGGAUGCAUUCUGGCCACCAAGAAAGAAAUCGAAGGAAUCUAAGCAGCCUUUUCUUAAAAAAAAAAAAAAGCAAAAGUGCAUGCCGCUUGAAUUGCCUGCAGUUUCUCAAUUAUAGCACCGAUUGUAAAAUGUCAUUUCUAGUGAAUAUCUGUAUAAAUGUGUCUGGUCAUCGAAUAAUUAAAACUUUUCUUUAUC